Molecule: messenger RNA, 4964 nt
Organism: Leptopilina boulardi
Lineage: Eukaryota; Metazoa; Arthropoda; Insecta; Hymenoptera; Figitidae
Product: 23 kDa integral membrane protein-like
Exons: 5
Coding region: 136-912 (258 amino acids)
Cellular component (GO): membrane
Source: RefSeq, a predicted model, not a curated record
UAAACGAGGCUGUCUCUCACAAUAUACAAGUUUUCUUCGGCUAACAGUAAUGAAUCCCAGCAACUCCGCCGCUCCAUCGUACUGAGAGCGUGCUUCAAAACUUUGAAAAUUUAUUAUUUUAUUUAAAUCUGUGAUAUGGCACGAAGUUUUGGUUGUCUUCGUUACCUACUUUUAUCGUGCGUUGUUCUUCUUGGAAUUAUUGGAAUAAUUGUAAGCGUCAGUUCUGGAUAUUUCAUUUAUCGAUUAUAUGAAUAUGCUCCGCUUACACCAAAUAAAGUUUGUGGACCAGCUGCAGUUUUAUUGGGAAUGGGUCUUUUAUCAGCCCUUCUUGCAUGGUGGGCAUACUAUUCGAUAGACCAUAAAAAUUUAUCCCAAUCAGUUACAUUUACCUUCUUUCUUGGAUUAAUUACACUUGUGGAAUUUUCUACCGGAAUUUGGUCAUUUGUAAAGCACGAAGAAGUUACUGAAAUGCCUCCUUUUGAAGCGAAAAGAGCUUUUGCGUUAGCUAUUACAGAUAAUAAAAAGCUUUGGGAUCGUAUGCAAUCCAGGUUAGGAUGUUGUGGAUUAUAUGGACCAGCAGAUUAUGCUGAUAAACAGGGAGUUCCUUGGUCGUGUCAUAAAGUUUCAUUAACAGAAGAAACACAAAAUUCACACGUAGAAUCGUUCUACAAAAUUGGAUGCCUUUACUCAGCACAUCAAAACACGCGAUUAGUUUUAUUACUUGUUUCUUUAACAGCUUUGGGAGCUGCAAUUUUACAGGUAUGUUUUCUAGCGGUAACAACAUGUUACUCCAAGGCAAUUAAAAAGAAGAAAGAAAAACGAAAACAAGAUAUGAUAGAUGCUGCUAGAAAUCGUUCCGCUAACGAGCCAGAUAAUCGUAUGUUUGAUUCUAAGGCACUACGAUUAUCUUAGUUUAAAAUUGAUUUUUUUAUUAUUGGUAAAUAAUUUCGAUAAAUUAAUUAAAAUUUUGCCAUUUGAGUAAUAGUUUUUUAGAUUUCACGCCAUUUGAAUUCUAUAAUAUUUAUAUUUAUAGUAAUACUUUUUAGAAAGCUAACUUUUAAUACAGUUUACGUAUCGCCAUAAAAUCUAAUAAUUGCAACUUAUUUCGCAUACUUAUAAUGAUAUUAAAUAACGUUUGUAUUUUUAUAUCUCUUAAACUAAUGAAUCAGUUUAAUCAAUAACAUAAUUUAAGGAUGAGCGAUGAAGUCAGUUUUGUUGGCAAUGACUGGAAAUCGUUCAUUAUUUUUACAGUUCGAAAUUGUACUUGAACUGUAAAAAUUGUACUUAAAACAAGAACAUUUUAUUUUUAUAAAAAAUAAUACCCUUUAUAUCCGCUCUUUCGAUGAAGAACUGUCUAGAACCCGCUACUUGAAUGAAAUUGAUUAUCAAUUUAUCUAUUAACGGUGUUCCGUAAUGACAAGCAGUGGUUGUCUUUUAAAAAUAAGGUACAUUUAAUUUCAAAAAUAUUAUUCUCCCAAUUCAGACAAAAAUAUCAAAAUCGGAAAAAUACCAGUUAUCCUGAGUUUGUGUACUUUCAUUUGCCUCCAAUAAGAAAUUAAAGAUUUAUUCACAUAUAAAACGACAGGAAGUAAAAUAGGAAGAGUAUAAACAUUUGCUUAGUACUGAAAUUUACCGUCUGGAGCAGCACCUAACGGCUACAAAAAAAUUCUUAUUUUACUUCCUGACGUCGUUUAUCGUAAUGAAUUUUCAAUUUCUUGUGCAUAAAUGAAAGUACAACAUUUCAGGAUAACUGGUAUUUUUUUCGAUUUUUCCGUUUCUAUUCGAGUUAAGAGAAAAAUCCUUUUUAAAUUAAAUGCACCCACGAGGAGCCAAUUUUUGAAAGACAACCACUGCUUGCCAUUUCGGAACACCAUUAUGUGUAUCAAGCUGAUAAGUGUGAAUGCAUAAACUUGAGAGUCGCAGUGCGACUGCAUGUUUAAGCUUCCAAAAUAUAAAAACGAUGUUAAAACGGACAUAAAACUGUGUAAAUAAUAAAAACGCUAAUUGUAAGCAAAAAAAUGAAACAAAACUUGUGAUGAACCAAAAAAUGUGAGUUUGUUUGUUUUCUAUUUAACCCAGCUAAAAAUUCCUGUACAGGAUCCUUAAAGGAUCUCUAAAGAUUCCUAUAUAUAGGAUCCUUAAAGGUCCCCUGAGGGAUCCUGUUAUGAAUCCUACGCAGGAUAUUGAAAUAGGGAUCCUGUAAUCCUGUACAGGAAAAUAUUUCACUUUCUUUUCAUGCCAAGGAACAUUUGUAGGAACCAUAAGAAGAUCCCACGCAGGAUCCAGGGUAUAUAUUUUUUAAAUACAAUAAAAAAAAAUUUUAAUUUUGUGAUGAAUAUACAUUGAUGUAUUUAAUUUAAAAAAAUCCUUUGCGCAGACAUAGGAACCACAGAAAUUUACUGCGCAACAAGUAAAGUUGUUCCUGCAUGGGAUCCUGUGGAGGUUCAUGUACAGGAAUUUUUAUUUGAAAAUUUGUUUUAAAGUUUCAGACAAAGGAACUUGCAAAGGAACCAAAGUAACUAAUGUUCCUGCACAGGUUCCUGUACAGGAUCCCUGUUCCAAUAUCCUGCAACGGAUCCUAGUGAGAUCCUGCAUAGGAUUCUUAACAGGAUCCCUCAGGGAACCUUUAAGGAUCCUAUGUAGGGACCUCUAGGGAUCCUUUAAGGAUCCUGUACAGGAAUUUUUAGCUGGGAACUGAUGACAAUAAGAACAAAUGAUUAAUUUUAUUCAAAUAACGACAACUGACAGUUCUCUAACUGAAUAAUAUGGGUACAUAGUAUUAUUUUUUAAAUAAGGUACUGAUUGUGUUAGUCUAAAAUGUUUAGACUAAAACGGCGAACUACUUUGUGUCUAAAUUAAAAAAGGAUCACCUUUUCAAGCUCAUUUAACCAAUAUCCAAUUCACUAGUUCGAAAGAACAUUAUUAAGCGUUAUUAAGUAAGAGAAAAUUUGAAUUUUUGUAGAUACAAAGAUUUGUAUUUCAUUAAAUCUUAGGAAAUUAUUACAUAUUAGACAAAAAUUUGAAAAUCACACGAAAUGUAAUGGUUGUGAUAUCCAUACAGUGUCAGACCGUGGCAAUCCCUGCACAAGAAACUGAAUAUUUUUCUGUACAAGUUCAGUAAAUGAAUUUCUGCCAGUUUUAUUGGUACGUACGUAUGAUUCUGUACAUGGUUAUGGAUCAGUUAUUGUUUGUCGAAAAUAUUCACUUUAGAUCUUGUACAUGAACAUGUUCAUGAGUGUGUUCAGGCAUCUUUGAAUAAUAUUAAAAAUUAAAACUUUCAAGGCUGUGCAGUAGUUUUUAAGGUAUAUUUACAGAUUCCUAUUAAUUAGAGUUCAUAAUUUUCUCAGAUUUUGAGUGUAAAGUUUUUUAACAAAUGAACAUGUACACGAUCAUGUAGAUGUUAAUGUACAUAAAAAUGUACGAUUCUACGUGCUCAAGAAUUGUAGAUGAACUUGUAGAAGAACAUCAUGCUUAAUAUAUACAAUUUUCUGUACAGGAACUGACAAAACUGGUUCAGCAUUUGAAGUUGUACAGAAAAAUAUUAAAGAUCUUGUUUAGAGAUUUUUAACAAGGGGUCCAGGAAGGGGGUUAUGAUCCCCUUGGAGCGAAUCUGUAAAAAAUCUUAUUUUGGUCAUUGAAUGCAUUGGUUGUGUGAGACGUAUUCUAUUUUUAAGUUAGACAUGGAUGUGCCAACCAUAUAGUUAUGACUGAAACAUUUACAAUACAAUCAUUGUUUGUUCACAUAUAUUUAUGACUCAAUAGAGAACAAUUUAAAAUUAAUUGAGUUGGACUGUCUGUCCUUACCGCAGUAUCUACUUCAAGUUGCGUAUAGAGGGGGACAGAAUCCAGUACCCUUAUUGGUCCGGUCUUGUUUCCACUGCGCAACUCGAAUUAGAUAUUACGGUUGGUUAAAAAAGCUUUAUUUAGCAACUUUCCGUUAUUUCUAAGCAGAAUGUAUUAAUUAAUAUUUUAAAACAUUCUUCUGUUACAAAAAUUCAGUAAUCAUUUAAGUAUAACUUCAUCUAAUAGUUUACCAAACCAUGGAUAUUCUUUUACUCUAUCUAUAUAAAGCUAGCGAUUUUAUAUGGAUGCAUAUCCAUAGGUACAAAUAUCCUAUAUUUUUCAAUAUAUAAUAUGCCUGCCUGACAUCCAUUUGUCGAGAUGUAGCAAAUCGUAUCUUUUUUUCAUGCACUGCUUCUUUUGAGUUAUCAAUUUUAAAAAUUGUAUUUUUAAUUAAAUAAAUUUUACUAACUAUACCCAGUGGACAAGAAACCAUUUUCAUUGCAAAAACGUUUUUAGAAUGUUUCAUGUCAGCCAAAAAAUGUUCUAGAACAUUACUUGAACAUCCAUGUUCUUAAAAUGUCCCAGAAUAUUAUUUGUCGGACAUGAAACCUUCCAAAAAGGUUUUUAAAACGAACCGGGUAUAGUAUACUUUACAUAAAAAGUUGUAAUUUGCAGUCCAGUUUAAUUAUAUUGAUAAUAUUUUAUUAAGAUAUUACUUCUGCACAGAUAAAUAUAACCAAUUGAAAAUAAUUUAAACUUCCUUAGUGAUUAAAAAUGUAUAAGGUCGACGUAAGCGUUGAUUCAGGAUCAAAAUAUGUUUGCUAAACCAUAAGUUUACGUCUGUGAAAGAUAUAAUUAUAAGAUUCUUACAAAAUUAAACUUAAUUUCGUGUGUUAUGCUUAAAGCUGCGCAAUCGAGUUCAGCGAUAACUGUUACUCUGCACAGUACAUACUUAUAAAUAAAAAUUAAUUUUGAAUCUUAUGUGUAUAGACUUUAUACAAGUAUGAUAUCUGUAAGUGUUCUAAUAUAUUGUGAAGUUAGCAAUAAACAAUGCGAUUUUAAAAUGUUUAAAAAUUGUCUUUCGAUCAACAGAACAGUAAUUAAAUUUUAAGUAUAUAGAUAAUGUAUACCGAUGUAUGCGACAAGUAUUAAGUGAGUAAAUAAUAAUGUAGAAGAACUAA